AUGACCCCUAAUCAAAUCCCCGAAGGUUUGACCAUGGAAGAAUUCUCCGAGCUCAGGCCUCUCAUUCUCUCCUACCACACCCCCGAGCUGCCCUCGAACACCUGCUAUUCGGUGGCGACGCAGCGCAUCGAAGCGCCGGCGGCGGCCGUGUGGGCUCAGAUCCGGAACUUCGAAAACCCUCAGAGGCACAAGCACUUCAUCAAGAGCUGCGCCCUGAGGAGAGGGGACGGGGGCGUGGGGAGCGUGCGGGAGGUGACGGUGGUGUCGGGCCUGCCGGCGUCCACGAGCACCGAGAGGCUGGAGAUUUUGGACGAGGAACAGCGCGUAGUAAGCUUCAGGAUGAUCGGCGGCGACCACCGGCUGAACAACUACCGGUCCGUGACGUCGGUGAGCGAGCUCCGGAAGAAAGGGAAGGCGUAUUCGGUUGUUUUGGAGUCGUACGCGGUGGAAAUACCGGAGGGGAACACAAGAGAGGAGACCAAACUGUUUGUGGACACUGUGGUGAAGCUGAAUCUCCAGAAGCUUCGGGAUGUGGCAAUGGCAUCUCUGCAUGGAGGAACGUAAAUGGUAUCAUGAAUAUCAUU
Molecule: messenger RNA, 584 nt
Organism: Malania oleifera
Lineage: Eukaryota; Viridiplantae; Streptophyta; Magnoliopsida; Santalales; Ximeniaceae
Product: abscisic acid receptor PYL2-like
Exons: 1
Coding region: 1-564 (187 amino acids)
Biological process (GO): abscisic acid-activated signaling pathway
Cellular component (GO): nucleus; cytoplasm
Molecular function (GO): protein phosphatase inhibitor activity; signaling receptor activity; abscisic acid binding
Source: RefSeq, a predicted model, not a curated record